AUGCCUGUUGGAAGUAGUACAUGGCCUACAGAUAAAGAAUGUCUGUUAGAAUUAGUGGCGUUUAUUGCUUCUCUGCUUCUGACCACAACCGUGGUACAAGCAGAAAUCCAGGACACUUUAAAACCAGAGGAUGACCUGAAAGUUUCAGCCACUGGCUAUGGUUCAAGUGGCGGAGGGGGUGGUGGUUAUGGUGGUAGCGGAGGCGGAGGUGGUGGUGGUUCCAUUAGUAUUCAGGCGAUACCAGUGUCAGUAAGUGGAGGCGGCGGAGGUGGUCAUGGAGGUGGAGGCAGUGGUGGUGGAGGUUACGGAGGUGGUGGUGGUGGUGGAGGAGGAGGAAACGUUGUUCUUGGACUUCUUGCUGUACCCCUUUCUCUGAGUUCAGGCGGUGGUGGUGGUGGGGGCGGCGGUGGAAAGUUUGGUGGUGGUGGUGGAGGAGGCGGAGGCGGAGGAGGUGGUGGUUAUGGUGGAUGGUGGGACUAG
Limulus polyphemus (Atlantic horseshoe crab) is the source of this 480-nucleotide messenger RNA. RefSeq names its product putative glycine-rich cell wall structural protein 1. The record is from RefSeq and is a predicted model, not a curated record. Lineage: Eukaryota; Metazoa; Arthropoda; Merostomata; Xiphosura; Limulidae. The transcript has 3 exons. Bases 1 to 480 code for a protein of 159 amino acids.